GCUGGCUGAGCCGCAUUUAACCUCGGGAAGCCGUAGCUGAGAGCGAAGGGUUCCUCCUGGGGAAACUGCAGCUGGACAGCAUGGCUCAGGAGUUUGUGAACAGCAAAAUCCAUCCUGGGAAGGUGGUCGUGUUCAUCAAGCCCACCUGUCCCUACUGCAGAAAGACCCAGGAGAUCCUCAGCGCUCUGCCCUUCAAGCACGGACUUCUCGAAUUUGUGGAUAUCACAGCCAACAGCGACACGAGCGAGAUUCAAGAUUACUUGCAGCAGCUCACGGGCGCCAGAACGGUCCCUCGGGUGUUCAUCGGGAAAGACUGCAUAGGUGGAUGCAGUGACCUACAAAGCAUGCAGCAGAGCGGGGAGCUGCUGACCCGGCUGAAGACAAUUGGAGCUCUGCAGUAAUCCCAGGGGCGUGGCAGGGUAAGGAAUGCUGUCGCCCCCUCCCCCAAACAGCAUCGCAAAGGAAGGCAACGUUUCCUGGUGAAUGGGACUUUGUGCAAAAACAACUUUUUUGUGUGUCUUACUCCCAGAGCACUGAAAAGUGGGCCAACUUGCCCCUAACCACGGGGCCAAGAAGGUGAACAGACCAUCUUGGUUUUCUUCUGGAUUAGCUCUUUGACAGAUUCUCCGUAGGAGUCACCCAGCAGUGGUCCACAAGGUGUUCUGUGUUCAGCACAUGGUUCUUAUCCAUCCUUCACGUACCAGCAUGCCUCUACCUCUAAGCCAGCGUUUUUCAACCAUGUUGAUCCAAAUCCCUAACCCUGAAUCAGCAGUAUUAUGGAAUCAAUGGGUAUUGUGAUCCGCCCCCCACCCCCCAAACUGUAGAUAGGCAUCUCCCUCCCCAGCCUACCCCAUCUGGACAGUUACUGUGUUGAGCCAGCAUCCUCAAAUGUGUCAUCCCCUAGAUUUCAUGGAAGACUUUCCACAAUCCUGUAAAAACUAGUGUGAGACAGACAUUGGACAAAGAAGUUAAACAGGGUUGCUUCUCAUGGGGGCCACGUGAACAGACAUGUGACAGAUGGUAUAAACAUAUGCAAGGGAAGAUGCUGUCCAGAAACCCAGAGCAGCUGAGUGUCAGUUUGAUCUAGACAAUUGGCAAAAUUAAAAUAUGAGCAGAAGAAUUAUCAGGACACUCCCCAAAGACUAUGUGUGGAAGGAAGCCAAGUUUGAGAAACACCGUCCUAAAUAAUUUUCCCCACACAUUGAAAACUUAGUUUGUUCUACAAUCAUAUGUUCCUUCUGUGAUCUCUGAGGAUGAUUUUUUUUUAAAUAAAGAUAUACUCAUGGUUUUUGUCUAGUUCUAUACUAUUGUGGUAGUUUGAAUGUGAUAGUUUAAAUGUAUGGGCCCAAGGACUCAGGUGUCUUAUUAAAAUUAAGCUUGCAAGCUGAGCCUCUGGAAGACAGACCCCUGCUCCAGGGGACAUGUCAUCGGGGACAGACUGGAUUUCAGAGUCCAGCCCUGAGAUGUGUUUUGGGCAGGUCUUUAGCCCUAAGGUGUGUGGAGAACAGUGUGAGCUCUGGCUAUCUGUGUUUGGUGGUGUGUCUCUGCCGUGAAUCGAUAGAAAGGAGCCAGCUUCUUCCACCAUUGAUGGUGUUUUGGAAUUUGUAAGCCUGAAAUAAACCCUUUCCUCCUAUAAA
Messenger RNA from Jaculus jaculus (lesser Egyptian jerboa), 1637 nucleotides. It is a transcript of the gene Glrx, whose product is annotated as glutaredoxin. The record is from RefSeq and is a predicted model, not a curated record. The transcript has 3 exons. The coding region runs from base 81 to 401 and encodes 106 amino acids. Lineage: Eukaryota; Metazoa; Chordata; Mammalia; Rodentia; Dipodidae.